This is a messenger RNA of Glarea lozoyensis ATCC 20868, 5886 nucleotides long. RefSeq names its product DBL homology (DH-domain). The coding region runs from base 1 to 5886 and encodes 1961 amino acids. NCBI's taxonomy places the organism in Eukaryota, Fungi, Ascomycota, Leotiomycetes, Helotiales, Helotiaceae. Gene Ontology annotation, molecular function: guanyl-nucleotide exchange factor activity. The record is from RefSeq and is a predicted model, not a curated record. The transcript has 3 exons.
AUGGAAGGCGGAAUCAACGAAGACCAGAAUUUCUAUUCUAGGCGCCUCAUUCACUCUGCCACCGAAUACCCCGACCCCCAGAUCCACAACCACAACCUCAACCUUCACCAACAUUCUCACCACCCGCAACCCUUACACCCGCAUCAUUACGAACCUCCUCCGCUACCCGAUUUCGAGUCGAGAUCCACGCCGCAACCGCAGCUGCCCCCAAAGCUACCCUUUCUCACCACCGCGAACCUCCAAGCCGUCGCCGCGAAUGGAUUUUCGAACCACGGCGUAAUUGAUGGAGGAGACCCGGCCGAAUUCUACAGAGAAUAUCGAGGAGUGCAUCAGUCGGCGAACGGAUACACAGACAACGCAAACGGAAUGGCAGCGAUGGCGUCUGAGUCUCGGCCAGGGCCGUCCUCGUUGAGGUCGAAUGGGAAUGGCACAACACCAAAACAUCCGUCAAUACCAGGAAGAACUGGCAAAGCUGGCUAUCGUUCAGCCUCUUCACCUCUAGACGACAGAGCAGGUUUGAGUUCUGCGAGAUCCUCGCCGGCUCUCAAUGGACUUCCCAGAGGUCAACAGCCGAGCGUCAAGGAUCUGCUGAAACGAUUUGACUCAAAUAACGAGCAGUCCAGUUCCGUGGUUCGCAAACCGCCAGGUCGUAUAGCUCCGAGGCAGAAGACACCGGAAAGUAGAGGAUAUCAGCGAGAGCAACCUGGGUAUAUGGCUCGCACCGCGAACCACAGUCUGCAACAUACAGCAAGUUCGGCGUCACGGGCGGGAUUAUCUACACGAGAAAAUGGCACAGGCAGAAGAUCUCCAGAAAAGUUGAGAGCCACACAACGAACGAGAUUCGCGACCGAAGACCAGCAUUCGAAUAAUACACUCUCGAGUGCGACCCGCGUCUCCCGUCCGCGGCACUCGGUUUCUGGACCACAACCCUCAAAGUCGAUGACAAACCUUUCACCCACAUCGCCUACCGCGAAUCCUCCAUCUUUACCUCAAACACCAGCGAGACGGCCACUUUUUGGUGAAGUUCUACCCAUUGGACCACAACCGGAUCAUAUUGGCUACGGGAUCCCUCACUCCGCCACGCGACGAACCUCAGAUUCAGGGCUGCAUCCAAGUUGGGGUGGCCACCAACGCAGUCGUUCUGCUGUUGAUACCUCUCCCUCUUCGCCUACCGCAUGGUACCUUGAAGUUAAACCAAAAUCAGACGAUGUUGAUCCUCAAAAAUUCCCGCGCUCCUCACCUGGUCACAAUCGCAACCACAGCGAUUUUGCGGACACGAAGGUCAAUACUAUGAAUGGUGUCAGCCCUCAAUUCCAACCCCCGCCUGUUAAAACACCACCAUCGCAUGGUUCGUCCAACUCAAGCAAGCCGGCAAUUUCGAGAAUCCCAGUAUCUAGCAAGCGUCUGAGUAAUUCUUCCGAGUCUUCAAGUCCGAUAUCACGAGCAUCGUCUCCAUUCACGACAAAGACGUUUUCCAAUGGAAAGACUCGAAAAACCCCAUCCAGGCCAUAUAGUGCUGCUUCUCGCGUGACUCCACCUGGAAGCCGCGCGAUGACCCCGACUCAGAAAACUCCUCGUGCCGGUGGUAGGGGGAGGAAGCUAGAACAAGCUACCAACAGCAGUCUAAAUGCCUAUAUCUCGGCUGCACCAUCGAAAGCGUCCCCACCCUUACGCAGCUCCCGUCCGAGGCAACCUGUGUCGUCCGCAUCGCCCGAAAAACAACAACAUGGAACAGCAAGACCUGCCUCGCAACAGGCUCGCAGCGGCAUGAAACUUACACGAAAUGGCGGCUCCGAAGACCCGAAACCUCGAAAGGUACCGGGUACAGGACCUGUGGACUACGCAGCUCGUAGAGCGACCAUCCAGCGGGCAUAUACCAAGUCGAUUUAUGAAAGCGAACAGAAGGAGAUCUGCGCAGCGAAUAUGCGGCGGUUGAGUGAGCGGCAAGCAAGAAAUUCGAUGGUACAGGCAAACAAGGAGGAGAGUACAGCAGAGACCAGGCCGGAAACGCCUCCAAUAUCUUAUACCAACGAUAUGCGAUCUGACGCCGAAUUGAGCCCUCCACCAUUACAAAUUACCACUUCAUUCACAAACCCUCCUGCUAUACCUGCGAGUACGGCUUUUAUGGAAGACUCACCGACUCUGGGUAUGCCGGGAACCUUUGUGGAUGAGGAGCCUGCAUCUGCAAUCUCCUGCGCUACGGGGAUCACUGAGAUAGACAACGAACCGCAAACGGAGGAAGCUCGUCUGAAUCGUAUGAUUUCCGUGCGUACCAACGGCCACACGAGGCAAACAAGUAACUUGAGUAACCUGUCGGCUCAGAUGACUUUUGGUGAAGAUCACUUGAGUCCCGAACAGGCCAUGUAUGGUUUCAAUCAGGAGCACCAAGGGUCCAUAGAUAUCAUGCUUGCUACUACCCCAGUUGACGAUCCAUCUCGCAGUUCCACCGUUGGCGAGAACGAACCCCAAGCAGUGUCGAAUGGCGAAGCAACGGGUGAGAAUCAUGGUCAACAUGUCCUCAGUUCGUCGUUUUAUACGGAGAGCCCAAAUCAGGAAUCUCCACCAGAUAUAUCAAGGCCUUCGACGGCGUUUGGGUCUCAUGAAGAGAUGAACAGGGAGAAAAGUAAUGGUUUUCCAGUCUCCUAUGAUAGGUCCAAUCAUUCAGCAAUAACUUCGUAUCAAGACGGCCAACAGUUCAACUUUGAGCCAGAUUACGCUGUGUCGCCUGAUACUCCCAAUGACCGACAACUGCAGCUUCCAAAUCUUCGAACUGCGCUAGACCCUCCAUCAGUUGCAGUCAGUGAAGCUGAGAAUGAUUAUCUCAACACCCCGGUUACGGAUAUGGAUGAUGAAGGGUCUGUAGGUCUGUCUGCAUCCAGAAGACAAUCAACGUAUGAUCCGUACGAUGCCAAUCCAGAUGCGCCGAUGCAGGUUGAUCGUAGAAGCCGACAAUCACAAUGGACAGAUUACUCGGUGAAUUCUAGAGGGGAUUCUCGACCCAGAGACUCGUCUACUGCAGGCUCGGAAAGGAGAAGCACGUUGGCAAGGGAAUACUCGCGCCCUCCUUCCCCAACGCCUCCAGUUCCGCCGAAACCAGCGGGUUACAGUCCACUGCCAUCACCAAAUCCAUCGGCUUAUUCACCUCGAAUCCCAAGUCCAAGCCACCAGCGGCUUCCUCCACUAUCGACUGGCGACGGAUUUUUGACGAGUUUUGCCGAAGAUCAUCGGUUAAGUGCGACUUCAGGUCCUUUGUGGCCAGACUAUUCACCUCCACUGCCUCCUGUCCCUCGUGAUUCGAUUGAUCAAGCCCCAGUCGCCCCCACCCGGACGCCGCCACUACCUCUUACUCAAGAUAACAAAAGGCCGCCAUCUAGCUAUCAAUCUAGCCAUGAUCCUAAUCAGAUUCCCGAGUCCCGACGUGGCAGCGAUGAUGUUUACUCAUCUCGACCUUCUGUAUCCACACCCCGAUCUAGCACUCAGAUAUCAUUCGAAGAUGCAGUCGCUGCAGCCCAACUGGCUAGUCGGCAGGCGGUGGAGCCACAAACAGCAGAGGAGAAAGAAGCCGCAGAAGUCUUGAGAAAGCGGUUAUUCAAAAGAAAAAUGGGCAUCACCGAGCUGAUUGAUACCGAGUCUAUGUAUCUCAAAGACAUGAAUGUUGUUACAGAAAUCUAUCAGGGAACCGCGGAAGCUUGCCCUAAGCUCGACUCUAGCGAUAUCAAGACGAUAUUCCGAAACUCGCACGAAAUUGUGACAUUCACUACCACUUUGCUUGAUGAUAUGAAGGCGGGAGCGGCUGCUGUAUAUUCUCCCAGGACAACGAAAAGAUCGAGGGAAAGCAGGUCAACUACCGCAACCGGUAUUUCCGGUCAAGCAGGCUCGGCUGGCGACCGAUUUUCUACGGCCGGAACCUUGAACGAAGAGCACCUGACAGACGAACAAAAAGACCAAAAGACAUUUAUCGGCGCAAGUUUCGGCCGGCAUCUGAAACGUAUGCAAAACGUCUAUACUGACUUUUUGAAGAAUGGAGAUGCCGCUAAUGCCAGGUUGGAAACUCUGCAAACCGAUCCAUCGGUCAAAGUUUGGUUAAGCGAGUGUGAUAUUGUUGCAAAAGACUUGACGAAUGCGUGGAACAUUGACGCAUUGAUGGUCAAACCCUUUCAGCGAAUUACACGAUAUGAGUUGAUCUUCAAGGGCAUCAUUGACUCUACCGAUGCCAAUCACCCUGAUUAUCUAGCUCUGCAAACUACAUAUCAUGAGCUCCGGGCGUUAACUUCAAACAUCGACAGUAUGAAAGACCGUAUUUCAACCGUUCAUAAGGCCGUUGCAGGUCGCAAACGAAAGGAAUCAGAUGUUCGAUCCGGUCUGGCCAAGGCAUUUGGUAGGACAAAGGAAAGAGCUACAGAAAAAAUUCCAAAUGGUCGUAUUCCCGAUGAUGCGAACUACCUCAAGCUUGACCGAAAGUAUGUUCACGAGUAUCUGCAGCUCCAGGUUGUUCUUCGCGAUGUCGAGGACUACAAUGCUAAAGCUAAGGUCUGGGUGGAAGACCAGCUAAAAUUGUACUCGGCAAUGGAGCUUCACAUGCGAGUAACAGCGAGUUCGUUCCCCGAAAUAGAGAGCAAAUGGGUGCGGUUCAACAUGUCAAUGAGGGAUAUGGGGACCGUAGUCGUCGGUGAACAUACUAAUAACGUACAAGAACAAGUCAUCAAGCCCUUUGAGACACUCAUUCACCUUUACGGCCCUCCUGGAUUAGCAAUCAAGCAACGAGCAAAGCGACGAAUCGAUUUCGAGAAGCUCAGCGGUGUUGCCAAACCAAACGAUAAAGACGCGGAGAAAAUUAAACAGUACAACCACCUGAACCAGACCUUGAAAGAGGAGUUGCCUUUGUUGUUCAAAAAGAGUGAAACAAUAAGCAUGAUAGCUCUAUCCCGAUUCAUCAUGAUCCAGAGUGAAUGGUUUGAUAUUUGGCAGAAAAAGGUCAAGAUGGUGCUAGAAGAGAGCCAGAUUCCAAAGGAUAUCAACGAUAUUGUCGAUGCGUUCAAGCGUGACUACAAAUACCAAGAGGCUCGGCCUCAGGAGCUAGGAAUCAUCAACGGCAACUUUAACGGCUUAGAAAAAGUUGGUAGUGCUGCUAAAUCAGACACGGAUAGUAGGAAACCACGUCCAUCAAAUCUUUCCAGUCGAUCUCGUGGGCUUUCGAUCAACAGUGAGCGGACACCAAGUCUUCCAACGCCAGAUUUCGCCAAGCGACUCAGUGGCCAGUUCGUUAUGUCACCAAUACAUCCACCGUCCGUAAACGUACCUUCGCUGUCGUAUUCAACGCCUUAUGCCACACCGCAGCCGACAAUGCAUUCUCGUCAAGGAUCUGGAUCACCAGCUACUCCGGAUUAUAUGAUUCAGCCCCGUCCUUCAGCCGCUAGCCUUGCGCGACCCAAUACCGGUAGGAGUUUUGCAUCAGACAGCGGUAUGCCGCGAGGUGGAAGCGACUAUAAUACACCGGCUCGACGCGAAUCUGGAUCUACGCACAACUCUGCGUACCAUGCUGAUGGGCCUCCGACAUCAAAUCGGCCUUACUCGGGUAUCUUCCGCUCUGCGAUGCCAUUACCUGAUGGUCCUGAAGAUAGUAUGAGAUCUUCGAGGGCUUCUUCUCGCGACCGUAACGUUCCGGGUGGUUACAAAGUUCUAUAUCUCGCGGCAAGCUUGUUUGAGUUCCAGAUCAGUGCUACAAAGUCUGAAGCUGGAUAUCCCUAUUUGACGUAUUCAGCUGGAGAGAUCUUUGACGUGAUUGGCGAAAAAGGCGAGCUCUGGCUUGCCAAAAAUCAAGACGACCCUAGCGAUCGAGUCGGUUGGAUUUGGAGCAAACACUUUGCACGACUUGCCACCGACUGA